AUGAACGUGUUCACUCGGAUGGAUUUCAUUUGGCUCUUGAUUUGUGGAGUUGCCGGAUCCCAGCGACUCGGCCCUGAUAUGACGGUUGACACCAUAAAAAGCUUUCUAUCUUCAAGGAGAAUCGGUAUGCAGCAAUUACUGAUCGUCGACAUAACAGGCAUCCUGCACAUGCUCGAUAUCCGUCUGUGGACCAACCUUCUCUUGAGUGAGCCCGAACAUUCUGCGGCGAUGGGAGCCUUGAGGAGAGAUCGUACCGACUUGCUGAGCAAGGUUGGUCCGCUCAAAAGACGGACCGUCGGGCCGUGGUAUCUGAACGCUCUGGCUGCCCCUCAACACAUAGCUAUCGUUUCGAAUGCCGCUGACUUCAAGGCGCUUGAUUCGAACGAGAUAGAUAUAUACCAAAAUAUUCGCCACAAAUGCGUCCUCCACUUCUUCCACGGAAAGCUCCACGGAUUGAAUUUCGACGCCAUGUCGAGGAAUGGAAUCCCCGUCUUCAAAUUCGACAAGUUCAAAUAUUUCUUCGCCUGCGAUAGACACGAUAAAGUUGUCGCAUGGGUGGACCAGAGGUUCAAGAACAGACCCCACGAGUGUGUGACGGCGGAGCCAAUACGAUUCGCCUUGGAACACGUAGCUUCCAAACGGCAUAUGACAGACGACCGACUCGAGUACGAUGUGACCUUCCGCUGGAACGCGUCAAUUCUGAAGUUCUCGGAGAAACUUCUCCCCAUUGCUAUGGAUUCUCAAAAUAUCUCCAACUUACUAUUCCACCAUACGGCCGUCAACAACAUGGUAGCAUCGAGUGAAAUAGGCGAUUGCAACACCUUGACACGUCUGAGAGACGUGAGCAUUCUAACUUUGCUGGAGCCAUUCUCGCUCAUCACGUGGAUAAUGUUCCUGCUGAGUGUCCUCUUGCUGAGUCUGAUGCAUAGUCUAGCGGAACACACUCCAUUCCUUCAGACUGUGGGCUGCAUCUUAUUCAAUUUCAUCAAUGCGAUCCCGAUCAAGGUCGCGGAUAAAAGAAGUCCGUCGUCCUUGAUCUGCGCCUCGGCGGUCUCGAUGAAUUUCUUCUUGAGCACAAUUUUCGGGAACGAUGUGGUGACUCGUUUUAUUGAUCAUAGUGAGCCGCCUCAAGUGGACGGCUUCUACUCGUGUCAUUUCAAUAGUCUCUGUGACUAUGCAUCCACCAUAAUUAGGAGUAUGGCGUUUGAGAAAAAAGCCGUGUGUUCCAUGAACGAGGCACAGAAAAUUUCGAGCGGGUUCCCUCUGCGCAAAGUCACCUACUUCCGAACCCUUCGCCAUGAAGAAGAUGAAAUGCUCUAUCGGAACUUUUCUUCGGCGGACGGUAUUUUUCUUAAGUUCAAUGGGCAGGGCAUCUUCACAAAGACCGGCGGUUUUUUCGGAGAACGAGUUUUGGGCCUCACCAUGUUUUGGUGUGUCACGUUGUGUGGCGCCCUGCUAUACGCCACACACCCAGUGACAGGAGUGAAUGUCGACGUCGACAAUGUCCUCGUACACAGUGGAACCGAUCAAUCAAUGUUCGGCUUUUCGGUGGCCAUGCACAUCUCUAACGGGAGACCAAUGCUCUUGGUGGGCGCGCCAACGGCAGCUUCGAGUCGACCGGACUCGUCGAACGGCGGUGCCGUUUUCAGUUGCUCGGUGACCGCAGAACUGUGUCAAAGAGUCGAAAUGGAUACCGAGGGCAUUCGGAGAAAUAAAUCAGGAGACGCUCUAGAAACUAAGUCGCACCAGUGGUUUGGCAGCACUCUCGUGAGCGGGGGAGAGGACGGUCACGUUUUGGCAUGCGCGAUCCGGUACCAACACCACUACAAUGGCGACAGCAAGCUCUACCGGUUACCAAUCGGGAAUUGUUUCUUGUCGGACAGCAGCUUUAAUCCGGUGACGCGGAUAUCUCCGUGCGAGAACAAAACACCUCACUACACGAGAUUGGGAGCAUGUCAGGCUGGAUUCUCGGCGGCCGUCGAUAAGAAAUCUGGUCAGGUUGUGCUCGGCGCUGUCGGAGCUUACCAGUGGCAAGGAGCCGGUUACUCGUACGACAUCAAUGUAAACAGUUUAGCGGCAACCGACAAAAAGUCUCAAGCUUUCGAUGAUAACUACAUGGGAUACGCCACUGCCAUAGGAGAAUUCACCGGAGACAAUCAGCCGGAAAUCGUUCUUGGAAUACCCAAAGGAGCUCAAUACAACGGAAGCGUCGAGUUCUAUUACCGCGAAAAAGACAAACUCCGAAAACUGGGUUCCAAUCUCAUUGGUCCCCAACUAGGGUCUUACUUCGGAUCGUCAUUAGCAGUGAGCGAUUUGAAUGGCGACGGCCUCCACGACCUCAUUAUCGGGGCUCCGCUUUUCAAUUCCGACUACAAAGGCCAAGGAAAUCCGGGCGAGCAAGGACGAGUGCACAUUUUCUAUCAAGUGGGCAACUUGGAAUUCCGCGAGGGAACUCCGCUCGAGGGAACCAUUCCAAAGGGAAGAUUCGGUUUCUCAGUAGCAGCCAUCGGAGACAUCAACAAAGAUGGCUAUAACGAUCUCGCUGUGGGAGCUCCGUAUGCCGGCGACGGUCUCGUGUACAUUUUCCAUGGUGGCGUGAACGGUGUCUCAUCCAAACCUGCUCAAAUAUUCGGCCCGGAACAGCUCAAUCGCAAACUACGAACAUUCGGUUUUUCGAUCAGCGGCGGAUUCGAUCUCGAUCGUAACGAAUACCCCGAUUUGUUGGUUGGAGCCUACGCCAGCGACAAGGCCGUCUACUUGAGAAGUCGUCCGAUUGUCAACAUCGCUGUUGAGCUCAAACUCGACUCGAAAGCUAUUCGUCUCGAAGAUGAAGGUUGCUCGCUGCCCGACGGAACAAUGCUGCCGUGCGUCGGAAUCCAGCUUUGCUUUCGAUACGACGGCCCUGUCAAGGCAAGCAGUUUGGACCUCGAGUACCAGAUUGUCCUGGAUACCGAAGCUCGGAAUUCUCGUGCAAUGUUCGAAGGCGGUCAAGAUAGAUUAAUUAACUCGACAGUGACUCUGGUGAAGGGUUCCCAUCAAUGCGUGAAUAAAAAAGCCGUCUUCAAGCGAAAUCCUUCCGACAAACUCUCUCCGAUCAAAAUAAACGCGACAUACGCUCUGGUCCAGGAUCGUUACGCGCCUUACCAAAUCCGCGAUUAUUCCGCCGAAUUGAGUCCUGUUCUGUCGAGUGUCGACCCGCUCGAAGAGUCCAUACAGAUCAAGAAGAAUUGUGGAAGCGAUGACGUGUGUAUUCCGGACUUGCAGUUGACCCUAUCUCCCAAUGUGACUGAGUAUGAGGUUGGAAGUACACGAACGUUUGCGGUUGAGGUAUCAGCGUCAAACAAGGGGGAAGACGCCUUCAACACGAAAAUGCUCUUUACUUUCCACAACGAUCUCGAUUUCGUCAAGGUGGACAAGGACAACCGCGAAGAUCCGGUCGCAUGCGAAGCUCCAAAAUGGGUAUCUUCGUUUUCCCAGCAAAUUCUCUGCGAUCUCGACAAUCCGCUCAAAGCUCAAGACACGUUGAAUUUCCGAAUGGUUUUCGCCGCCAAUGGUCAUGUUCCUUCUGUGACGUCACUUGAUUUCGCUGCCGCUCUCAACUCGACAAACGAGGAGUCUGAGUCUACUAAAAGAGACAAUGAGGCCUCAUUCACAUUGCCUGUUAAAGUCAGGAUCAACAUCUCCAUCUCUGGAAAGUCUGAGCCGACGGAAGUUUAUUACAACUCGUCAGCGAUCGAUUUGGAUGAAGUCAUCAACGUAGACUACAGGGUGGGACCGCCGAUUCAACAUGUGUACCAGAUUACGAACAAAGGCCACGAUCUCGAUCUCGCCGAUCUCUACCUGGUUUGGCCCACGCAUAACAACGACAACGAGCCUUUGUUAUACAUGUUCGAAGAGCCCACGUUCAAAGCAUCGAGACCGGCUUUACUCGAGUGCGAAUCGCCGGAAAAUUUCGAAUUCAACGCCAAUAAGCUGUACGUGCAACCUGUUGCAAACAAGACCAGGCACAUCAGGGACCUAACUCGGUUCCGGGAGGAUAUCGGAUGCGGUCAAUUGUCUAAAUGCGCGCAGUUUCGAUGUAGGAUACGGAACUUCACGUCUUCUGAUGUGAUUAUUGUCACUGCCAAUUCGCGAUUAUGGCUGCAGAGCGUCGCGAAGAUGAAACAAAUGGAAACAAGCAUCGCGUCGAAGCUCGUAGUCAAGCCCGUCAAACUUCGAUUCGACGUCCGGUCGGAGCUACCACAUGAGAUACUCUACGUAGAAACAGUAGCUAUAGAUGAAGAUUUACUGCCACUGCCAACAAUUCCCUGGUGGGUGAUCGUCUUGGCGAUAGUUAUCGGAAUUUUGUUAUUAUCGCUCCUCAUCUGGAUACUCUACAAGGCUGGCUUCUUCCGACGGAAACGUCCUGGAGAACCGAUCGACGGGAGAGGCACAAAAAACGGAUACCACACGGUGGAGCAAAUUCCAAAACAAGAUCACUACUGAACGUCGUUCUUCAAGAUACCAUUCACUCUCUGGAAAGUUUUUCACCUAUUUGUACAUACGCCGGUUCAGGCUCUUUCCGAUUCGAUGCUCGUUGAAUCAAGUAAGCAAUGAGAAACAAGCGAUCCGUAACCCAUCAUUUGGAGCUAGCAAGUGUUUAUGUAUUGUAUGGAGCUUUGUAAUAAUUAUUAAUAACUUAAUAAUAAACAUAGAACGGAAAGUCAAUCUGGAAC
Galendromus occidentalis (western predatory mite) is the source of this 4715-nucleotide messenger RNA. RefSeq names its product integrin alpha-PS2. Bases 1 to 4485 code for a protein of 1494 amino acids. The transcript has 18 exons. The record is from RefSeq and is a predicted model, not a curated record. Gene Ontology annotation, cellular component: integrin complex; external side of plasma membrane. Gene Ontology annotation, molecular function: integrin binding. NCBI's taxonomy places the organism in Eukaryota, Metazoa, Arthropoda, Arachnida, Mesostigmata, Phytoseiidae. Gene Ontology annotation, biological process: cell-matrix adhesion; cell adhesion mediated by integrin; cell-cell adhesion.